AUGGAGGUUUCGUCGCUUGUUCGAAAGCUGGGACAUGAAUCCAUGCAGAUCCGGAAACAUGCUAUGUCCUCUAUCUUGUUCAAAAUCAAGCAGAAGCUUAUCUGUAUUCCGCAGUUGUGGGAAGCAGACCUCAUGAUUUUCCCUCUUCUUUUGGAAUGGUUCAACUACCCAAAUGCGCCGUUACAGCAAGAAGUCUUGGAGCUGGUACAUAGUAUCUGUUCCGCUUAUCCAGAUGCUGCUUCCACAUUCACUCAAGUUGGGGCCAUUCCUUUCUUUCAGGAGAUGAAAAGGCAUUGCAAUAUUGCUCUCAAAGAAUGUGUUGGAUCAGUCUUGAAUAUUCUCUUGUCAACUCCAAGAAAUGAAAAUCUUGUCAAGGACGUCCUCAUUCGUUCCAAGGUGAAGGGAUUGUUUUAA
This is a messenger RNA of Guillardia theta CCMP2712, 414 nucleotides long. RefSeq lists its product as hypothetical. Gene Ontology annotation, biological process: ciliary basal body organization; centriole replication; centriole-centriole cohesion. The transcript has 6 exons. Gene Ontology annotation, cellular component: centriole; ciliary basal body; centrosome. The record is from RefSeq and is a predicted model, not a curated record. Bases 1 to 414 code for a protein of 137 amino acids. Lineage: Eukaryota; Cryptophyceae; Pyrenomonadales; Geminigeraceae.